This is a messenger RNA of Komagataella phaffii GS115, 1353 nucleotides long. Its product is annotated as Mannosyltransferase, involved in asparagine-linked glycosylation in the endoplasmic reticulum (ER). Lineage: Eukaryota; Fungi; Ascomycota; Pichiomycetes; Pichiales; Pichiaceae. Gene Ontology annotation, cellular component: endoplasmic reticulum. The coding region runs from base 1 to 1353 and encodes 450 amino acids. The transcript has a single exon. Gene Ontology annotation, molecular function: mannosyltransferase activity. The record is from RefSeq and is a predicted model, not a curated record.
AUGUCUCAGUUGAAGGAAGGCUUAUUUAAGUUAUUCGAUUUGCCAACAUGGUGCUGGUUAUUGGUAUUCGUCUACGCCACAAUUCCGCUGACAUUUUACUACUUUUUGCCAAUGUUAGGUAGUUGUCUUAGAAAGAGAUCGUGCAUUGCAGACAAAGCCGUGAUCCUGGUUAUGGGAGACUUAGGCCAUUCUCCUAGGAUGAAUAACCACGCGUUGUCUUUCAGUAGGAUUGAUUAUCAAGUUGAAUUGUGUGGAUAUAUUGAUUCCAAACUAGCUUUUGAUAUUAUGCACAGCGACAAUAUUUCAAUUAACCAGAUUCAAGCCUUAAGGAAUACUGUAGGUUUACCAUACUUUCUUUUUGCCAUGUGGAAAAUUGUUUAUCAACUUCUCCAGCUACUAAAGUUACUGAUGAGGGUUAUGCAAGAUUCUCGGUAUAUUUUAGUACAAAACCCGCCUGGGAUACCUUCAAUAUUAGUGAUUGUUAUUCUCAAAAAAGUAUUGUUUCCACAUUGCAAGUUGAUUAUAGACUGGCAUAACCUGAAUUACACGAUUCUAAAUUUGAAGUAUCAAAAUUUACACCAUCCAUUUGUCAGAUUCUUGAGAUUCUACGAAUUCCAGAUGUCAAAAUAUAGUGACUUGAACUUAACAGUAAGUGAAUCAAUGAAUAAAUUUCUUCAGACAGAGUUCGGAAUCUCUUCAGCAAAAUUGGUUACACUCUAUGAUAGGGCUCCUACACAAUUCAAGCCUAUUUUAGAUCCAUUUCAAAAGGAAUCAGUCAUGAAAGCUCAUCCACGUUUGUUCCAACACAGUAUUUUCUUCAGUAAGAUUUUAGUCACAAGUACGUCUUUCACUCAAGACGAAGAUCUCCCAUCAUUUUUGAAAGCUUUGAAGUUUAUUGAUUGCUCUUUGAAGUGCAAAAUUCUGGUGAUCGUCACAGGAAAAGGGCCUCUAAAAAAUAAUUUUGAGGAGCAGUGUAAUGCUCUCACUUUCUCCAAUAUUUUGGUCAAAACUUGCUGGUUAUCUCCUGAAGAUUACCCCAAGAUCCUAGCGAUUUCUGAUCUUGGAGUAUCAUUGCAUGUAUCGUCAAGCGGAAUUGAUCUUCCAAUGAAGGUAGUCGACCUCUUUGGAUGUGGGGUGCCUGUGGCUUCUUUGAAGUUUGAUGCAAUUACCGAGCUCAUUAAGGAAGAUGUCAACGGUGUUUUGUGCGACGAUGCUUUCAGCCUAGGAACUACGAUACAACGUCUUUUCGAAAAUGCCGCAGAACUACAAGCGUUGAAACAAGGUGCUCUAGAAGAAAGUUUAAAGGAGUGGAACGUGGAAUGGAAUAAAAAACUAGGUAGUUUGUUGACUUAG